AUAUUAUUCCAUACUCUGCAAAAAAUCUCGAUGCUAUUGUACAAGAUCUUUUGGAAAAUCUUGACAAUAUUAUAAAAAUUGCUUCACAAUGGUUGGGAAGUGACAAUGUUAUUUUAGAUACCGAUUCAUUAACUUGA
Molecule: messenger RNA, 137 nt
Organism: Racocetra persica
Lineage: Eukaryota; Fungi; Glomeromycota; Glomeromycetes; Diversisporales; Gigasporaceae
Source: the annotation of a GenBank genome assembly